Frankliniella occidentalis (western flower thrips) is the source of this 4954-nucleotide messenger RNA. Its product is annotated as ribonucleoprotein PTB-binding 1-like. The coding region runs from base 121 to 2565 and encodes 814 amino acids. The transcript has 8 exons. The record is from RefSeq and is a predicted model, not a curated record. NCBI's taxonomy places the organism in Eukaryota, Metazoa, Arthropoda, Insecta, Thysanoptera, Thripidae. Gene Ontology annotation, molecular function: RNA binding.
UCGGUUGCUCCGGUGCGCGCCACACUCUGUCGUUGUCCAUGCGCCGCGCCCCCGACCCGACGUAGCCGGCCCGCGUCUCGUCGCGCAGCCCCCGACCUCGCAGUCCCGGACACCGAGACCAUGGCGGCCAGCUCGACAGAGUCCUUCGGCGCGCCGCCCUCGGGGCUCGGCUGCUUCAAUGGAGGCCUCCUCAAGCCGGCGCAGGACAAGUUCGGAUGGGCGACCGAGGUGAUGGCCACCGCCUCGACAGAGGGCUUCUGGGAGGAUGACCCCGAGGAGCAGGUCAAGAAGAAGGUGCUCGAGCUCAAGACCAAGUUCCACAUGGGCCGACAGUUGCAGAUCAAGCACCUGCCCCGCGACGUCACCGAAGAAGAGAUCCGCGAGCUGCUGGUGGACUUCCCCGUGCUGUCGGUGCAGCUGCAGUGCGGCUCGGGCACGGGCGCCGGCGUGGCGCGCGCCGCGCUCGAGGACCCCGAGAUGCUGGAGGAGUGGGACCGCGACCGCCUGUUCCUGCUGCGCGGGCAGCGCGUGCCCGUGGCGCCCACCCCCACCGACAUGCUGCUGUGCGUGGCGCGCCUGCCGCUCCACUACAGCGAGUCGCAGUUCACCGGGCUGGUGCGCUCGUACGGCGAGGUGCGCCGCUGCUUCCUCAUGAUCUCCGAGAAGACAGGCGAGAGUAAGGGGUACGGCUUUGUGGAGUACAUGAGCAAGGAGACGGCGCUGCACGCCAAGAACAUGCUGGACCGCAAGGCGGUCGACGACCUGGUGCUCUGCUGCGACUGGCUCGACUCGAGUCACGUGACGUUCGAAUCCCUGCACUCCAAGUGCCUGUUCGUGGACCACCUGCCCAAGGACUUCCGGGAUAUGGGUCAGUUCCGGAAGGUGUUCAGCGCCAUCGUCAGCCCGCCCUACUGCCAGAUUGCCCUGAAAAAUGGCUGCCCUCAAGACUGGGGCCUGGUGGAGUACAGCUCUGCAGAGGACGCGGAGGCGGCCCAGUCGUCACUCAACCGCUACAUCCUGAGCGGCCACCCCAUCCGGGUGUCGUACUACAUGCCGGGCGUACGCGCCAUCAACCUGUACCUCAAGCUGCUCAACGAGUCGAACAACAAGAAGAGCUGCGGGCUGCUGCCGGAUCCCACCGCUCCCGCCGUCUUCCAGCAACUCCAAACUCUGGCCAAGCAGAACCCUGUCUUUGCGCAGAACCUCCAGAAUAUCAUCAUGACCCAGAUCCAAAGCCUCCAAUCGGACGGGAAGCAGCGCUCGCCUACCCCUCCGGGUGGCCCCGCGGGCGGACAGCCUAACGCGAACAAGGGCAAGCCCGUGGCCACGCCCCCCAACGGGCUCAUCGACAACCAGAUGCAGCAACUCAAGAACCAGCUGACCAGCACGCACCCCAUGCUCAUGGCGAACCCUCAGAUGCUGGCAUCGCUGCAGUCGCUGCUCAAGCAGCAACAGGCGCAGAACCCUGGCGGCCCCGGCUCGCAGGGAGGGCAGGGCGCUGCGCAGGGGCAGCAGGGCCCCCAGGGCCCCGGAGCGGGCGUCAACGGGCAAGGCCAGGGCCCCAAGGGGGCAGAGGCACAGCACAACGGCUUCGGCAAGCACGGCAAGAACGGCUUCCUGAAGCCACCGCAGCCGACCAACAAGGUGCCGCUGUUGCCCAACCCGAGCGGACACGGGCUGAGCUCGCCACCGCUCGCGCCGCUCGCGCCGCUGCCCGGGCAGCAGCACGGCCAGCACGGCCAGCCGCCGGUGAGCGCGCCCGUGAGCGUGGCGCUGUCCCCCACGCCCACCGACGUGACGGCCUGGGGCGGCAUGAUGGGGCUAGCGCGCCACCACACGUCCUCGCCGCCGUCCGGCCCUGCGCAUGGCCCCGGCGCGGCGGCCGGCGGGCUGUCCCUGCUCAUGGCCGGCCUGGACGGCGCCGGCGGCCUGGCCUUCCCCCCGCCCUCCGACCCGCUGCAGAUGGGGGGUGGGCCCGGCGACCUGCAGACCACCAUCAACAGCAUCCUCAACAACCAGCAGAACCUGCGCCAGCUCAUGGCCACCCUCUCGAGCGCCAUCCAGAGCAACGGCUCUCACCCGCAGCCCGCGCCACCGCCGCCGGGCAACCACUUCCCGUUCGUCGGCCGGCCGCCCCCCGGGCCCGGCAGCGGCGCGGAGGCGGCCUGGGCCUCCUCGCGCUCCCUCAUGAGCAGCCCCCUCCAGAUGCAGCCCAAGCCGAUGGGAUUCUUGGACAUCAAGACUCCCAACCCCGGCGCGCCCCUGUUCGCACAAGUGCCGGGCGCGGGGCAGUGGCCGGGCAGUGGCUUCAUGCCCUCGCCCGUCGGCGUCGGGCCCAUGUUCUCACCGUAUUCUGGCGGCCUCGUGCCUGGGCUGUGGUCGCCGUCGCCCUCCCCGUCACCGACGCUCAAUGGCAUGAUGACCCCCGUGGGCCACAAGCGCAAGUACAACCACAUCCUGCCGUCACCCGAGCCCUCGCCCGAGGGCAACUACAUUGGUCAGCACUCGCAGGGCCUGGGCGGCCACUAUGCCGAUUCCUACUUCAAGCGGAAGAAGAAGAACUAAGGCCUCAAACUGCACCAAAGCAUUCCUGAGUGGAGGAUUCGUUACAUAUCGCCCAGCCCUUCUGGUCUGUCAAUCGGUGAGGGGCUGUCUUAUAUCACCUUAGAUUCUAUCUGCAUCUGUUGCUUGUAGCUUUAAUUUAUAUCAAGACAUUUUUCCUCCACAAUUUUUAGAAUAUUCCAAGAGAAAGGUGUUUAGAAUUUUACUUCAGCCUGUAUGCUUGAAAGACUACCAAUCGUUGUACCAUUUUAUGGCAAUGUAUGAGCGCAGUUUCUUGUGAUUGGUUUCUUUUUUAAAUUAUUAUUUUCUACAGUAAGCCAAUCAUGACAGCUGGUUGUUUACAUUGUUGUAAAAUUGUGACCAAACAUGUUAGAAUCGUUAUGUUAGCUUAAUUUUAACAAAUUCUUGUUAGGUAGGGUGCUAUUAACAUGGACCAACAAUCCACUAUGAAUUUAUUUACUUAGUACCAUCUGGUACCUACAGCAUAAGAGAAUUUUAUGCUCCUAAGAUCUCCUAAACGUAUAUGAAUGUGUCUUCCUACUGUGGAAGUUUAUGAUCAUGGUUUAGAGUCAGAGUUACUAUGUCAUUAAACAAGCUCACAUGAGCCAUACCAUGGCUGGUUAUUACAUCACAUGUUAUCAAUAAUUAAAGUUUUAUCUGUAGAUAAGAUUCUUGCUAUUUUACUGUUUUAAGAACUAUUGUGAUUUUUUAAGACUAUUGUUUGAUUUUUUUAUGACAAUCACAUGAAUUUUUCUGUAGUUGUUUUGCUGGCAAUGUUAUCUUUAUGCUAAUUGAAUCUUCUUGUACCUCUGUCGACCUAUUAGAUCUCUUGAUCGUCCCUGUGAAGAUAAAAUCAUUUUUCACUUUCUUGUCUUCUUUCUCAAUUUGUUUUUGUGCUUUACGUUGUCAUUCUUGAUCUGUCCUGUGUGCUGUCUUGUUGUAUUAAUGUUUUUAGACUUUUUUUAUCACCAUCAAUAGUUGACAUAGAUCAUUUAAUAGAUAUUUUUUUAUAUUAGGUCUUAAUCAUCUGUUCAUGCAUUAUCAUAGAGCUUAUACUUAUUGUCUCUUUUGUAAGUUUAUGGAAAGUUCUUUGGUUUGUGAAAUUUUCACAAGAUCCCUUAUCUUUAAAUCUUCUCUUUCCGACUCUUUCUCUUGUGAUUCUGAACUUGCUUUACUGUCUAUCGUAGUGUAGUUUUUUAUGUUGUGCACUUUCAUCUUUAAUUGUCUUGACAUUGAAGGCAACCAUGAUUCGUUUCCCAAAGUUGUUGCUUUUUGUCUUUUGACUUGUACUACUCUGUACUAUGAGUAGUGUAGUACCUCCAAAUUAAGACCGCUAUAUGCCUUCAAACAUAUAGAAAACAUACUUUUAAUUUCAUUUGUAACUGACGUAUCGUGUUAUGUUGUCAUGCCUUUCAGGUGUGGGUGGGGUAGGGCAGGGUUGGGCAAUCAUCUUUUAUUUUAUUUCUCAUUUCCCUCUCAUUAUUAUUUUUUUUUUUUAUAGAUUUUCACUUACAUUCGGUAUCAAUUGAGGAGUUUAAAAAUCCACAUAUCUUGCAUUACAUAGGCAAUUAGGUGAGUUUGUCAGAGGAUUGCUGUCCUAUGCAAAUGUAUUUUAAGAUUGUGUUUGUGUGCCUGAGUUUGAAGAUGUGAUAAUUAUAUUUUGCAGUAUUUGUACCUUAAAAUGGGACUGAGAUUUAUCCUGUGGGUAGGUAUUGUGUUAUAUAUUAUGGGCCGUAUGCCUAAAGCCCGAGUGAUUUCAAAUUUUGUCACAAGUAUUAUUUUGAAUUAGAACUUUUUGUAAUAAACCGUGGAAUUUUAAAAUAUUUUUAAACUUUAGUAUAUCAUUUCCACAUGUGUUGUAAUUUUUAAUUUAGUUGUUUUCAAUUUUGCCGUACUCUAAAGGCACCUAUACCACCGCCAUUAUAUUAAUAUAAACUCUUCCUUUCAUGUUUAAUUAUGUUUUAUUUUUCUUUGUCGUGUGGAGCUUUUUUAAGCUCUUAAUUGAAACUGAGAAAUAUUGCUUGUCAAUACUCAUCGCCUUAAUGUAUCUCGCAUCCUCAAAGUUCUUUCACUAUCACCACACCAGUAGAGAUCUAUUUGCUACCCAAGUAUUUUAUUUUUUUUUGUAUUUUUUGUAGUUGUGUGUUGGAAUGUUUCAUCAGUAUUUCUUCUGUUCAUGUUUCUGUCACUUCAUUCACUCUGUUCUUUUGUGUAUAGAUUUCUUUCCCCUUCUCUCUCUUUUUUUUUUUUUUAAGUUGACUGUUAGUGCAGUCUAUGAACUGAGUAAGAUAUCAGUAAUCACUUUGCAAGUGAUCCCUUACAUUUAGUCUGUGUAUUUCUUGUUCUCUGUCUGCUGCAUCUGGCAGAAAUAAAAGGCAACUUGACAACAGAA